AUGGGUGAAAUUAAUGAAGCAAAAAUUAAAUUAUUACAACAAAUUAAAGAAAAGGAGAAGGAAAUUAAUAAUUCUGAUGAAAUGUUAAAAGAAGAAUUAGUUAAUUUAAAAAUUGAGAAUGGAAAUUUGAAGAAAAUGAAAGAAGAAAAUGAUAAAAAAUUGGAUGAAAAAUGUGAAGAAAAUAUUAAAUUAAAAGAAGAAAAUUAUAAUUUUGCGCAGGAAUCGGAAAAAAAUAAAUUUUUAAUAAAACAAUUGGAAGAUGAAAAAUUGAAAAAUUUAUAUGAAUAUGAGAGGGAAAUUAAGAAAAUUCAAAGUAAAGUUGAAGAACUUGAAAAAGAGAAGAAAUAUGCUCUUGAUUUAUAUACAAAUUUUGAGAUAAAAUUUGAAGAGGAUAAAAAUGAAUUGAUUAUUAAUUUAAAAGCAGACAAUAAACGUUUAAAAAAACAAGUAAUGGAACAAUCUUGUGAGGAAGGAUUGACAUCUUUAAAGCUUAGCACUGAAAAUAAAAAAGUUCAAUCAGAAAAUGAUCAAUUAAAGGAAGAAUUAAAUGAUUAUAAAUUUGUAUUGGCUGAAUAUUCAGUUAAACAUGAAGAGUUAAAAAAGUCAAUUGACGAAUUAAAUAAUCAAAUUACUUCAGCUAAUGAAUUGGCUAAGAUGCUUAGAGAAGAAAAUUCGAAACUUCAAACAGAUAGGGAUAUAUUAAUUAAAAGAGUCGAAGAGUUUGAAUUUUUAAUGGAUGAAAAUUCAGUUGAACGUGGGCAAUUUAUGGAGACUAUUGAGACAAUGAAGGAAUUAAUUAAAAAUAAAGAAAAAGAAUUGGAAGAAGAGAAGGAAAAAGUUGAAGAAUUAAAUAUUUCGAAUAAAAAUUUGGAAGAAGAAUUUAACAAAAUUAAAACUGAACAUAUUAAUUUAACUGCAAAAAAUGUUAAAUUAAAUACUAAGUUAGAAAACGAAGACAAAUUAUAUUGUAAUGAUACUUCAACAUCUCAACAGUUAAGCGAGCCAAUAAAACUCUUUGUUCCUGCCGAUAUUCGUGAAGUAUUCCCAGGACGAUUUUUGGGACCUGGUGGUAGGUCGCAACGAGAACUGGAACUUGCUUGUCGAUGUAAACUUAAAAUUAAUGGGAAAGGGGUCAGAAAUUCGACAAGUGAAGAAGAAAUGCAUGUUAUUAUAAGUCCCAGCAAACUCAGUGCAUAUCCUGAUGUAUCUAAGGCAAAAUCAGAAGUAAUAAAAUUAUUUAAGCUGGGUCUAAUGGAUCCCGGAAGAGAGGACCAAUUAGCUGAAGUUGCAAGAAUUAAAAAAGAAGAAUUACGAAAAAAACAAUUAACUGAAUCAGAAAGAAAUGAACAAAAAAUUAGAGAGGAAAGAUUAGCUUUUUUAGAAGAUAUUAAAAAAUGUCAAGAGGAGAAAGAUAAAGAACUACUUGAGUCUUUUAAAUGUUUAGUAUGUUUUGAACAAUUCGGAAUUACUUACAGAUUUCCAGUGCUAUCCAACUGCUGUCAUACUACCUGUGCUGCUUGUGUUAACAGAAUAUUAAAGGAAAAUCAAUGUUAUGCAGAAAAAAAUUCAUUUAAAUGUCCGCGCUGUCGGGGACAAACACCUAUGGAAAAUCUUUCUAAUAAAAAUUAUCAAUUAAUAGGUAUUCUUUUUAAGACUUAA
Messenger RNA from Meloidogyne enterolobii, 1659 nucleotides. The record is from the annotation of a GenBank genome assembly. Lineage: Eukaryota; Metazoa; Nematoda; Chromadorea; Rhabditida; Meloidogynidae.